This is a messenger RNA of Tupaia belangeri chinensis (Chinese tree shrew), 1628 nucleotides long. It is a transcript of the gene PRSS37, whose product is annotated as serine protease 37. The record is from RefSeq and is a predicted model, not a curated record. Gene Ontology annotation, biological process: positive regulation of acrosome reaction; proteolysis. Gene Ontology annotation, cellular component: acrosomal vesicle. Gene Ontology annotation, molecular function: serine-type endopeptidase activity. Lineage: Eukaryota; Metazoa; Chordata; Mammalia; Scandentia; Tupaiidae. The transcript has 9 exons. The coding region runs from base 837 to 1544 and encodes 235 amino acids.
CAAAUCUAAAGUCCAAAGCUCAGUGACUUUUCAGAUUAACAUAAUUUUCCUAUUCUCAAUAUAAACUGAACCAAAGUCUUCUAACAGUCCCCUAUAUAUUUCCAAAGUAGGACUAGGGAAGAAUAGGUGUGAUUUCAGAAUGAAUGUAUAAGUAAUAAGUAAGAAUGUGAUAAUGACUAUAGUGAGAUUAGUUUACCCAGAAAUCAGCAGAAAUGGAGAAAAACUCACAAUUCAAUAUCUAGAUGAACUUUCUGGAAGCUGGAGUGGGUCUGAGAUAUGUCCCUUAAGGAAGUAUCAUCUGAGUAGCUGAGCUCCCUUUCACCUUCAUACUCCUAGUAAUCCCUGUCCAGCACCAGUUUUGUAGAAUUCUUAAAAGGUCUGUGAAGUCCUAACCUACUAGCCCUGGAGUGAAGUGGACUAAUCUUAACAGUUAUGGACUGUUGUGACAUAUGAGAUUACAGAUUUUAAAAACUUUAAAAGAGUGAUAUAAAGUGUAUUAAUUUUACACUCAGAACAUAACCCAACAUAAAAUCACUACUGAUGAGUCUAUGAAGAACUUAACUCAGGACCUAAGAGUCAAUUAAGCUCAAGGACAACAAAGACCAAGUUGGCGAUGAUGACUGAGUGAUGAAAUAGUGAUCAAAGGGAAAGAUGAAGCUAGUGUAAUAAAGAUGGGAGGGGCUGAGCGGGAGUAUAAGUAACUACCCAGAAGUUCAGAGCAAACCUUGGGGAAACUGUCUCCCUGACCAAAGGUAUUCCUAAGGCGAUAACGGAGCUGAGGGCUUAAUACUCUGUGGAUCUUCUUCUACAUCUCGUAGGGAAAGGUCUGGAUCAUCAUGAAAUUUAUCUUCUACUUGAGUGUCCUUGCUGGGACAUUUUUCUUUGUUCAUUCAGCUGUGCAGAAAGAAGACCAUGCUCCCUAUUUGGUAUACCUCAAGUCUCACUUCAAUCCUUGUGUGGGUGUCCUCAUCAAAAUCAACUGGGUGUUGGCCCCUGCUCACUGCUACUUACCAAACCUGAAACUGAUGCUGGGAAAUUUCAAGAGCAGAGUCAGAGAUGGGACAGAGCAGACAAUUAACCCCAUCCAGAUUAUCCGCUACUGGAACUACAGUGACAGCGCCCCGCAGGAUGACAUCAUGCUCAUUAAGCUGGCUAAACCUGCCACACUCAACGUCAAAGUCCAGCUUCUUCCCCUUGCCACCAGCAGUCCUCGCCCUGGCACUAUGUGUAUGCUCUCAGGUUUGGACUGGAGCCAGGAAAACAAUGGCAGACAUCCUGAUUUAAGGCAGAACCUGGAGGCCCCUGUGAUGUCUGAUAAAGACUGCCAGAAAACUGAACAAGGAAAAAGCCACAGAAACUCCUUAUGUGUUAAAUUUGUGAAAGUAUUCAGCCGGAUUUUUGGGGAGGUGGCUCUUGCUACUGUCAUCUGCAAAAACAAGCUCCAGGGGAUCGAAGUUGGGCACUUCAUGGGAGGAGAUGUCGGCAUCUACACCAAUGUUUACAAAUAUGUAUCCUGGAUUGAGAGGACGACUAAGGACAAAUGAGAUGCUGCUUCUCCCUCUGCAUCCCACUGCCUCUACCACUGGCUACUUGAGUCAAUAAAGUCAAAAUCCUUGGAUGCUGUACAC